Molecule: messenger RNA, 1037 nt
Organism: Malus domestica (apple)
Lineage: Eukaryota; Viridiplantae; Streptophyta; Magnoliopsida; Rosales; Rosaceae
Source: RefSeq, a predicted model, not a curated record
UAGACUCCUAAAAAAAAAAGAACUUAGGAACGAAUCUUACACCAAGAAGUUUAUCGGACUCCGUAACUCUAAUGAAAUGAUACAGGGUUCUUUCCUUUACACUUUGGGGUCAAGCGUCGAACCUUCUCCUGAACAACCAUAUAUUUAUCCUACCCAGCAGCAGGAUAACCUCUUUGCUGGAAUACAUCAUCAAUUUUAACUAUGGACUGCCAUGAUUCGUCGCUCAUCGCACCAAACAGAAGAAUAAUCCGCCGUCAAGAACUGGACAAGGCGGAGAACGCAUGGAAGAAACUGGAAGGCGUCGGCGAAAAACAAGAGCAAACAGUAAGGCGUCUGGAAAAAACGGCGAUGCUGUUGGUCGGAUCUUAUAUCUACCUCCAAAUCCUCAUAUUCCAAUCUGUUAGCCGCAUGUCCUGCGAGUUCUGGUGGGCGCCGUUCAGCCUCUCGUGUCUGAUUUGCGUUGUCUUCGCCAUCCCCUUCAAGAGUUUCGUGACGAAAUGGGAGCGCACGCAGCGUUAUCACGAGAUCAAUUUUCUUAAGCAAGAUUUGGUUCACCUCCAGAUUGUGAUUUUCUCUUCCUCGGAUCACGUUGAGCAGUUGGAGCAGCCGCAGCCGCAGCCGGCGGAGAUGUUGAGGAGCGAUGCUGGGAAAAUGUAUCAGAGACGCGCUUUCAUCUGUUUGGUUUCUUUAGCUCUUGUUGCGUACACGGUUGUUGUGCUAAUGGCAUGUAGAUCUAUUCCCUGUCAGAGAGUAGCUAUUCUGUAGACGUACGACCUUCUUCCGGGGAAGUUUACAUUCGGAGGCAGCUUUUGCGGCGUGGCUGUAGUCUUACGAUCUCUCUUGAAAUUUUCUGAUGUCGUUUUGAAACGAUUCGUCGAGGUCGAUGUAAUAUUUAACUUCCCUUUACUUGGUUUUUUUUUUUUUUCUUUUUUUUUUCCCCUUUACUUGGUUGUUUUGGAUUGUAUAUGUAAGGCAUUAUAACAAUCAAACAAUGUUUUCUUCAUUUUGAAUUCUAACAGCUACAAAAUAUGAGGAAA